AUGCCGUCCAAUUUGCGCCGGCUGGCUGCCGACCAUGCUGCCCUACACCGAGAUCUACCACCGUACUACCUGCAGCCAUCGGAAACCGAUGACCUGUCGCAACUGACUAUCCUCCUCACCGGACCCGCCGGCACACCUUUUGCGCAAGGAUUAUGGCAGCUGCAUCUCAAAAUGCCCAAGGACUACCCCCAGAGUCCUCCCAAGGCUACUUUCAAGACCAAGAUAUGGCAUCCCAAUAUGGAAGAACUUACAGGUGCUGUCUGUGUGGAUACACUGAAGCGGGAUUGGAAGCCCACACUCACCCUUCGCGAUGUUCUGGUGACAAUUUCAUGUCUUCUUAUCUAUCCCAACCCUGACUCCGCGCUCAAUGCCUCCGCCGGGGCUCUCAUGCAAGAAAAUUACGCCGCCUUCGCACACCAAGCCAAGCUUAUGACAUCUAUCCAUGCCCCAAUCCCACCCCACCUGAAGAGUGCGGUGACCGAAGCAAAGCUCCGGGGCGAGGAUGCUGGAACAACGUUAGAAGAAGAAAAGGAAGAGGACAUAGCUACUCGACACAAGCGGAAACAACCACGUACCCACACCGUUCACACUCGCAAACAAACUCCGUCAGAAGAUCCAUCACCAUCUUCCUCAAACCUCUCUGAUCAGUCCUGCCCCUCAAUGACGGACGACGCCAUGAGCGACGGCGAAAACGACGCUGCCGCUAGCGCAAGCAAAGAGAACGAUCCUUCACAUGCCCCCUCUCCCGUCUACCUCCCGCCCCCAAGUCCGCGCAAAACCGCCUUGGGAAAGCGCCCGCUCUCCGUCCUCUCAAUCUCUUACCCCGAAGACAACGAUGUUGACAUGAUGCUUGUCGACCGAGACUCCGAUAAUGAAACUUCCACCAUGACCUCCAACGAACAAAACAUCAGCGCCAACACACGAUCCCGUACAACAUCACCACUACGCAAAACCCCCAAACUCUCCCUUCUCUGCGGAGGAGUCAACGCUUCAGGUCGUCUCCGCGAUGAGAUGCCUAUAUUCGAGGACCUCCCUCAGUUCCCCGUGCAAGACCCUCUACGCCGAAUGAGCGGCGACGGCAAAGAAAACCGUGGAUCUGCAACAGCACGCGGCUUGAAAGAGAAGCACGAUCUUUCCUCCAUGAAGAUGCUCAACAGCCCUGCCCCCAUGUCCCCGACACAUUCCCAUCUCCCCCGGCCAGCGCUCUCAUCCCUUUCUGGCUUGUCCACCUCCAAAAUCUCCAAGAAAAAAUCAACUGGCGGCCUGCACAAGCGACUUGCCGUGAGAUCAAAGCCGCGGAUUGGUAUCCGCCGGCUAUGA
Molecule: messenger RNA, 1320 nt
Organism: Penicillium bovifimosum
Lineage: Eukaryota; Fungi; Ascomycota; Eurotiomycetes; Eurotiales; Aspergillaceae
Product: putative ubiquitin conjugating enzyme E2
Exons: 3
Coding region: 1-1320 (439 amino acids)
Biological process (GO): ubiquitin-dependent protein catabolic process; protein polyubiquitination
Cellular component (GO): nucleus
Molecular function (GO): ubiquitin conjugating enzyme activity
Source: RefSeq, a predicted model, not a curated record